This is a messenger RNA of Rhinocladiella mackenziei CBS 650.93, 684 nucleotides long. RefSeq lists its product as uncharacterized. The record is from RefSeq and is a predicted model, not a curated record. Gene Ontology annotation, molecular function: RNA binding. NCBI's taxonomy places the organism in Eukaryota, Fungi, Ascomycota, Eurotiomycetes, Chaetothyriales, Herpotrichiellaceae. Gene Ontology annotation, cellular component: nucleolus. The transcript has 2 exons. The coding region runs from base 1 to 684 and encodes 227 amino acids.
AUGCCUCCACCAAGCAAGCGGCGACGAACAGAACCUAGAGUGAUCGAGGAAAUCACAUUCGACCCAGCGGCCCGUCAUGAAUAUCUCACGGGCUUUCACAAGCGCAAACUACAACGAGCAAAGCAUGCGCAAGAGGUUGCUGAGAGGAAGGCGAGGACUGAAAGAAUUGAAGAGCGAAAGAAGUUGAGAGAAGAACGAAAGGCCGAGCUCGAACGACACGUGGAAGAGGUCAAUGCAAUGCUGAGACCGUUCUCGGGCGUGAACGAUUCCGAAGAAGAAGGGGAGAAUAGGACAGAGUCAGAGGAAGAGUGGAGCGGCAUCAGAGAGCGAGAAUCAGAGCCAAGCCCAGUCGAUCACGAAGCAGAAUAUAUCGACGAAGACAAAUACACAACCGUAACGGUCGAGACAAUGGACAUAACUAGGGAGGGAAUAUUCAAGGCAGAUCAACACAAGGAUGGUCAGAAUCAGCAUCAGACUGAAGAGACCGAGAGUCAUCCGGAAGAUCCUCCAUCUGAGAAGAAAAAACACAAGUGGACUAAGGAGAAACCAAAGAGUGGCACUGAAAGGCGCAGAAAGAAGCGGAGAAAUUUCAGGUACGAGAGCAGGGCAGAGAGGAAAAUCACACGUACAAAAGAGAGAUCCAAAAAUCGGAAACAAGCUCGAGAACGUCGGGCAGCAGGAUAA